This is a messenger RNA of Darwinula stevensoni, 2256 nucleotides long. The record is from the annotation of a GenBank genome assembly. Lineage: Eukaryota; Metazoa; Arthropoda; Ostracoda; Podocopida; Darwinulidae.
AUGGGUGCUCAGCCUCAGUGUGAUGAAGAUCUCGUCGGACCCGAGAAGGACCCCAUUAUCGUCCAGGACCCGGAAUUCUCCUUUGCCCCAUCAACCCCGCCGGUGGGCUUACCCCCGAGUGCUUCGACGCCGGUGCAUCGAGUUCGCACCCAUCGAGCCCCUAAUGAAAUCGCGCGUCGGAAUUCCCCACCGAGUUCUCCCGAACCUCCCGUCUCGCUGCUUGACGGCCGGUAUCUCUUAGGACCCCAGAUCGAGUUCAGUCCUCUGCACCGCUGCUUAGACAUCUUUACGAAGGAAGAAUUCAUCUGUCGGAUCUCAGAGAAGAAAGGAAUCAAGGAUUACAUGGGAGUACAUUACCGUCUGGAUGGACACCCUCAUAUCAAUCCAUUGGUUCAGCUGAUCGAAGGAGAGAGCCGGAGUUACGCCCUAUAUGGGAAACCAGCCGGCGGAGACCUGUUAGCUCACGUGCGGCGAUGUCGACGAUUGACGGAACCUAGGGCGGCUCACCUCUUUCGGCAAGUGGCUGAGGUCGUUAAGGCCUGCCACGAGAAUGGAGUCAUCCUCAGGGAACUGAAGCUCCGCAAAUUCGUCUUCCUCCAACCUGAUCGGAAGGAUUUAUGCUUGGAGACUUUAGAGAACGCAGUCCUUUUAGAUGGAGAUGAUGAUUCCCUUACGUACAAAUGGGGUUGUCUGGCUUACAUCAGCCCCGAAAUUUUGCGCAGGGACCAGGGGAAGUAUUCUGGCCGUGCAGCUGACAUGUGGAGCCUGGGAGUCAUUCUGUAUACCAUGCUUGUCGGCAGGUACCCGUUUAGUGACGUGGACCGACGAGGUGUGAUGAUGAAGAUUUGUCGUGGUCACUUUGUGAUCCCGGACUUCGUGUCGCCACGAGCCCAGUGUUUGAUACGUUCCUUGAUCCGUAUGGACCCAGGGGAACGGUUGUCGGCCGAGGAUGUUCUGCACCAUCCAUGGUUGAGUCUUCCUCCACCCGAUGAUACAGUCUUGGAACCACGUACCCGACGUGGGCAUCACUACGAUCAAGUUGUCCCCAUCUGGGAGGAGGACUAUCUGACCUAUUAAGCUCUCCCUCCCUUUCCUUUACUCUUAGGCUCUGGUCGUACCUUUCACAAGGCUCUCGAGGUGAAUAUGUGAUGGAUUUUUUUUUCGUACUUCCCUUUCCGCAUUGGCAAAGUCUCACCCUUUCCCGAGCUGGUAUCCCAUUCAGGUCGACUUGCAAUCUGCAUGAGUUUUCCUGAAGCUGUGAUAUUUGUUUUUGGCAAAACGCUUAUCUUCCUUCUUAAUUUGCUUUCUGAUUCAGCUCUGGAAUGGCAGUGAAACCUUGCAGAAAUAUAAACCUGAUUUUGGACCACAACUCUCACCACUGGUGUCCUCAUGAAUAAAUUCCUCCUUCGCAGCUUGCACUUUGACUAACCUGAGCACUUUAAGACAUAAAAAUCUGCAGGCAAGUUUUAUUGCAAAAGAGCAUGCAAUAUGUGGCAAGUUAUCUUGCAAUACAACACACAAAUUUUCUUGUAAUGACAGAUGUAGGUUCAUGCUGUGCAUGAUGUGGAGCUUCCUUCUGGUAAAAUCUGGGGUUUUCAGUGUAAUGCAUGGAAAUCUUUUUGGUGUCGAAUGUCCUAACACACUUGCAUGUCACCCCAUCUCAGGUUCACCUCAACGGCAGAAAAACUUUCGAGAGCACCAGAUGUGGUGAUGACCUCUAAGCUGUUGAUUUGAGCAAAUUCUUGUUAACUGGCCCACAAAGCUACAAAUAACAGCUGUGAUUGAAUUUUUUGUUACAUUUGGUCAUGUUGUCGUGGAUGGUUGAUGGGCUGCUUCAGUUCCCUAGGUUAGGUUUUUGUCAUGACUGUGUAAGAAAAAAUUUCAACUUCAGAGUGAGGAUUGAUAGAAGGGUCACCAUCAUAAGGUUGAGGCACUAGCAAAGAUCCUGCCAUUGAGUAGGUAUGCUGUAUGUAUAACUGUAAUUUAAAAAAAGCCAGUGCUUUUAAGACGGUGCAGGACAUGAAAUCGGGAAAGCUUGGUAUUCAGGGAGAGCGGCUUCAUAUAGAUUGAGUUUAUACUGGUGAGCAGAAGCAGCAGCAGUAAACCUUGUAUGUCCUAGGCUUAAGGCAGCAAAUUUCUUGUUCUUGUUACCUGUCUUGCAUUGUUUUUUUCCCCCCCCCUCUUUUUUUUUUUUGAUGAGCUGACCUUGCUGUACGAGUAGACAAAGCCAAAAAUGACUUGUUUGUAGUUGCCGUG